AUGCCAACAUACCCCAUUCGUCGCCGACCGCGCGAGUGCAAGACCUGUCUACCGUGCCGCGCCAGCAAAGUCCGCUGCGAUCGCAACGUCCCCUGCUCCAAUUGCGUCAAACGAAACUUCACCUGUUCCUACGGCCGGCCAUCAUCCAACCGACUUCCCAUCUCUUCCUCCUCAGCCACCACCCCGCUUCAUUCCUCCUUCCUCUCGCCGGCUUUCCCGCCCACCUACCCGGGAGCAACAGUAACAUCAGCAGCAGCAGCGCCACCAGCACCGUUGCUCCAUGAUAAUACCGAUGCAGUCUCCACCACCACCGAUCGGCCCUCCCAGGCCAGCGACGACGCCGAUCUCCCCGAGCUAAUCGACAUGUCUCAGGGCGAAUGGGACGAGAUAAAUAAUAAGAUGGCUGCGAUGGAGCAGAUCAUCGGCAGCUUGAAUUCGCUCUUCCAAUCCCACUCUUCCCGCCACCGUGUCGAUCAUCAUCCAACCCCGCUACAACCUCCACCAUCGCAGUCGGAAGAAGUGCCUGAGCGCAAAUACUCGGCUCGGUCGGAGGGUGUGUAUGGGGCCAACCCGUCUCGCACCGGCGCGGUUCAUCUGGGAUCCCGCUCGGCGUUGGUCGAUAUCUUGGAUAAAGCGAGGGGCUCAAAGGAUAUGGCGCAGGCGCUGCCCCAGGAGGAUCUACUGGCGGAUCUUGCAUUGGGAAAUGAGUCGGCCGCAUACCCUUUUGUAGAUCUGUGGUCGUCGGACCCUUAUACUUUCAAUAUUGCAGGCGUGUGCUCGGUGAUUCCCGAGGAUGAUCAAUGUGAACGAUUCUUGGGCUUCUAUAAAAAGAUUGGCGCGGUGUUGUACCCGGUGUUACCGGAGCUAGACGAACUGGAGUACAAGACGAAUUGCUUACUCCAGGGGCGGCGACGCGCGGGAGGUGUCUAUAGGCCGGAUGCCAAUGGGUUAGUCAAACCGUUUGGAAUGGAUUUGCCCUUUUUGAGCCUGCUUUUUGCGGUUCUCGCUUCCGGCUGCCAAUUGUCCGAUAUUUCGGAGCGAGAGCGCGAGUUGACCUCGUGGGUAUACGUUUCUUGUGCAUAUCAAUGUCUUCGGAUGUUGAAUUAUGUUUCGCAGCCCACGGUGGAGGUGAUUCAAAUUCUUCUUAUUAUCAGCAAUGUCUUGUCAUAUAAUAUGAACGCCGGUGCUUCAUACACCUUGCUAGGCAUGACGGAGCGCAUGUGUCUUGUUCUUGGUCUUCAUGUUGAAUCCACGGGAUUUUCACUCAAGGAGCAAGCGAUCCGGCGCCGCGUCUGGUGGGCAAUGGCUUUCCAGAAUAGUCAUUUCUCGCUUGCCUAUGAUCGACCUUCCAUCACCAUGGUUAGCCAACCCGAAAUACCCUUCGAUCGUAAAUCCAUGCCGGGACAUCGAACAUACUUCGAGACAUUGUGUCGCGUGGUCUCCCUUGCCCUUGAAGUUCUGCGAUCCAGGAUGUAUCCAGAGUCCUCCCGGCCCCGAUUCCACGAGAUCCGCGAAUGCAAGCAGCGCAUCCAGCGCAUGAUCGCCGAAGCUACCCCCCACCUCCGCUACAAAGAGCAGUGCCACUCGCUGGUCGAGCACAUCGAACGAACAGAACUGCGCCUGCACUCAUCGUAUCUACUCUCCGUCCUGUGCCGCGUCUCCCUCGACCCGCACUCCCACCUGGACGAACACCGCCGCGCCAUCAUCCGCGACGACUGCAUCGCAAGCCUAAUAGACACGGUCGACGCAUUCGUAGAACUGCACGAAAUCAACUCGCACUGUUCCCGCUCAUGGAUAAGUCUCCAGCGCUCCAUCGCCUCCGCUUUCCUGCUCGUCGCCAACGACGACAGCACCCAGACCUGGGCCCUAAUUGACCGCCUGGAAAAUGUUUUGGCUGACCACGUCUAUGCGGACGGCGAAGCGGACCUGAAUAACCGCACCGACUCGGCGAAGCAUCUCUCCUCGUCUCUGCGCGCAUUGCGCGAAAUCCGCGAAUCUUUUCGCGCGCGCAAGGCUGUUCCCUUUCCCUCGACUGCUGUUGGUCCGGCUAUCCCGAUUCAGAAUCCCUCGCCUGUGGUGUGGCGCUCGUCGCCGUCUUUCGAAGCCGAAUUGGAGAUCCCGACUACUAUGGUCACGGGCAGUGGUGGUGGCGUCAUGCCUGUGCCCGCAGCUGCAGCUGUGCUCCCGAUUGAAGAAUGGAGUAUGCGGAAUAUCUUGGGGAGGGGUUCCGGAUGUUAUGCUGUUCCCCACUAUGAAUGGGAAAAGUCCGGUGGUAUAAGCGUUCUGUUCGGGGAUUGGAUUUGA
Molecule: messenger RNA, 2304 nt
Organism: Penicillium manginii
Lineage: Eukaryota; Fungi; Ascomycota; Eurotiomycetes; Eurotiales; Aspergillaceae
Exons: 5
Coding region: 1-2304 (767 amino acids)
Biological process (GO): DNA-templated transcription; regulation of DNA-templated transcription
Molecular function (GO): zinc ion binding; DNA binding; DNA-binding transcription factor activity, RNA polymerase II-specific
Source: RefSeq, a predicted model, not a curated record